AUGUCCGUCGCUGUACGAGCAGCUGCCACGUCAAACGCUCGUAUUCUAUCUUCCUUAAAACCACCUCUAAACGUGAUCGUCGUUGGUGGUACAUCAGGUAUCGGUCGAGCAAUAGCCCUUUCAAUAGCUCGACAUUGUCCAUCUGCUAAUAUUACCAUUAUUGGGCGAAAUGAAUCUGCUGCCAAUGCUAUCCUACCACAAUUAGGUUCAAAUCCAAAAUUCAUUCGUGCUGAUGCUUCACUAAUGUCUGAAAUUCGAACCGUAACAAAGAAAAUUAACGCUGUUGACAUGCUGGUACUAACACAAGGCAUUUUAACUACGGCUGGUCGAACACCAACAACGGAAAAUAUUGACAAUAAACUAGCGUUACAUUAUUAUGGUCGAAUUUUAUUCGUACAAGAACUUCUUCCAUUACUUCGAUCGUCACAAAAUGGUGGUAAAGUUCUAUUCGUAUUUGAUAGUGUCCACGGAAAUCCAUCUAAAAUUAAUUGGAAUGAUAUGGCACUUGAACAUACAUAUUCGCUUUCAUCAGCUGCCAAUCAUGCAAUGUCAUUUACUGAUCAUGCCAUACAAUAUUUUGCUUCACAACCAGAAAACACGAAUAUAACAUUUACUCAUGCAUUGCCGGGGUUUGUUCGUACAACACUGGGCGAUAAUUUACCAUUUUGGGCUCGAGUACCAUUAAAAUGCGCCAAAGCCAUUCGUUUAGGAAUCACUUCAGAAGAUUGUGCUGAAUUAAUGGUAGCUCAUUGGUGUCCACCGUGCCGCAAUUUUACACCGAAACUGGCUGAAAUUUACAAGAGAGUUCAAAGUGAAUUACAUGAAAAGUUGGACAUUGUCUUUGUCUCACAUGAUGAAAAUGAAAAUAUGUUUAAUGAAUACUUUACAGAAAUGCCAUGGAAAGCAUUGUCAUUCUCUGAUCGUGAUCGUUUUAUGACACUGAGCAAAAAAUUUGAAGUUUGUGGUAUUCCAAGUUUGGUUGUUCUCACGCCAUCGUGGGAUGUUCUUGCUAUGGAUGGUGUUGAAGAGGUGCGAUCAGUAUCUGAGGAAGCUUUGCGAAUGUGGUCACAAGGUAAAUAUAUCUUUUGGACACGCUCACCAAGUGAAGGAGAAUAUGUGUGGGCAGGUAUUGCUUGCACUUUAUGCCACAUGUAUCCUCUUGUCGGCACACGUCAUGGUUGUAUUCACCAAGGAUGUAAUGUUGAUCUGUGCAACACUUGCAUCUCGAAAUAUACACAUGAACAUCCUCUCGUGGAGUAUCUCAUUCCUAAGAAACAUUAUUCAUUGGAACAAAUAUUUGCCUCAGUACCUCAUUUACUUGGUCCAAAUAAUGAAGAACAAAUCGAGACAAAAUCACUAUGGAAAGGUAGUAUCAAAAGUAUUGGAAUAUAUUUUUCUGCUGAUUCGGGUGUGGUCGACAAGUCGUUUGAUCAUACAUCACCAAUAUCUAAUCAUCUGAUUGUUUGGCUCGAUGCAUAUAUCAGUCAUCCACAAAGUAAUCGACUACUUAAACGCUAUUUUAAUACAAUUAUUAAAAUUGACAUGCCAUCAUCGUUUUCUAAAGUGGAAAUGGAUAUUGACAAUUUAAUAAGAGUUCCUUAUUUUUAUUCAAUCGAUAAUAUUCGAUAUGAAAAUCUGCAAAAAAUGCUCUGGAUGUUUUCAAAUGUUGAUGAUUGUAUAGAAUUUAUUGAUGCACUGUCAAAUUUUGAUACAACUCUUUUCGUUAUUAGUUCUGGUUCUCUCGGUCGCAAACUUGUACCUAAAAUUAUAAAAAACAACAAGAUUUACUCGAUCUAUAUAUUUACAUGCAAUAUAUUGGCACAAAUGGAUUGGGCAAUCAAUUAUGUUGAUAAAGUUCUCAUGUUUAAUCAUGAGUUCGAUUUACUUACUCGAUUAGCAAAUGAUAUUGCCGACUAUUAUGUACAAAAAGCAUUGAAGAACAUCGAAAACUUACAACUGAGUCUACAAUAUUUAAAUUGGGCUAAGAAGUUACAUAGCAAAGCAACUAUUGUCAAUGGAUUAAAUAAUAUAUCUGUAAAACUUAAAUAUCUUGAAUCAUUUAUUGAACAAGUUGAAGCAUACUCAGACGAUUGGAAAAAAUCGCACGAUGAUGACACAAAGCUUAGUGUUGAAUGCGAUGGAUAA
This is a messenger RNA of Rotaria sp. Silwood1, 2145 nucleotides long. Lineage: Eukaryota; Metazoa; Rotifera; Eurotatoria; Philodinida; Philodinidae. The record is from the annotation of a GenBank genome assembly.